GCGAACAACAUUUAGUACCGUCAGUAGCCUGGCAACCCAGAAAUGUUCUAAAAAACAAGACGUCUGGUAAAAACAAUAAAAUAAUGGAUGCAAGUGCAGCAAUAACCGGCGAUGUGGACAAGACCCAGAUACCGCCGCUGAACCAGAAACGCAUCCUGGCCUUCGUCAACCACUUCCUCGUCAGCACCUGCACCUUUCUCAAUGAAUUUGCCCUCGGCUGCGAGACAAAGUUCGUGGAGAUGGAGCGGCAGCUGCAGAAGACGGAGGCCGCCCUCGUCAUCCUGGAGGCCAAGCUGGCGUCCAUACCCACCGAGCACCAUGUAGCGGAAGAGACUCUCAAAGCGCCAGCGAUAUCAAAUCAGCCCAACGAAGAGGCAUCCAUGCUGGACACGACUGAACUGCCGCCCACGGAAAGUCCACCGGAGCCGGAAUGCCCGCCUGAACCGAUCGGCGUGCGCGCCUGCGAAGAUCUUCGGUACAGGAAGUUCUUCAAAAUGGUGCAAGUGGGUGUGCCCGCACCGGCGGUCAAACAGAAAAUGCAAUCCGAAGGUCUGGAGCCCCGAGUCUUAGACACACCCGAUCUGAUCCUGGCAGAUGGCCAGCGGGAGUGAGUUGCUUGGCGCAGACCGUGACUAUCUUGUGAUAUAGCACAUGUUGCUACACUUUGCAAUUAAACAUUUUUUAAAGCUUA
Molecule: messenger RNA, 691 nt
Organism: Drosophila erecta
Lineage: Eukaryota; Metazoa; Arthropoda; Insecta; Diptera; Drosophilidae
Gene: CCDC53
Product: WASH complex subunit 3
Exons: 3
Coding region: 84-611 (175 amino acids)
Biological process (GO): exocytosis; actin filament polymerization
Cellular component (GO): WASH complex
Source: RefSeq, a predicted model, not a curated record